This is a messenger RNA of Drosophila sulfurigaster albostrigata, 2810 nucleotides long. RefSeq names its product putative inorganic phosphate cotransporter (gene MFS14). The record is from RefSeq and is a predicted model, not a curated record. Bases 690 to 2285 code for a protein of 531 amino acids. Gene Ontology annotation, cellular component: plasma membrane. Gene Ontology annotation, molecular function: transmembrane transporter activity. Gene Ontology annotation, biological process: monoatomic anion transport; transmembrane transport. The transcript is spliced from 4 exons. Lineage: Eukaryota; Metazoa; Arthropoda; Insecta; Diptera; Drosophilidae.
GUAUUUCAAGCAGUCGCAGUCGCUCGCUAGAACAAACCAAAAGUCAAAAUACGCGUAACCGAACAACAGUCAGUCAGACAGACAUUCAGACUUUCAGUCAGUCAGUCAGUUCAGUCCGUUCAGUUCAUUCAGUCAGUCAGUAUAUAGUAUCUGAGCAUCUGAGUAUCUGUAUCGCUGAACAGAACGCGUGCUAACAAAACUCACACCAGACUAUAUUAUUUUGUUGAAUCCGCGUGAAAUUCAAACAUCGUGUGAGGCGGAACAUCAUCUUAGCCUUCUGCAUCGCAGCUGUAAUUUAUGCGACAUUCAAAUCGGUAGCCAACAAAAUUUCCACCAGCGGCCAACGCGACUUUUGGCCCAACACACACGGAGAGCCAGAAAGAGAGAGAGACUUCGUUACCCGGCUCCACAAUUCCCCCCGCCCAACAUUUGUCGCUGCCCUCGGUCAACGUGUCGUUGUGUCGUCGUAUCGUGCACAUGUGCUCCAGCUUAAUGUCGACAACGAAACACGUUGUGUGAAAAUUAUACAAAAAAUCAACUAAAGCGAAGCAAAUUCGAGUACAACAAGAAAGUUCCAGUGACAAAGAGAAAGGGCGACAGAGAAAGAGAGAGAGAUAGAGAACUGAAAGUGAGAGAAAAGUAAAGAUCUGAUCUAAAAGCUACAAGAAUACAAUCCCCGCGCCGUCCACAUGACCACCACUUUGAAUAUGGUGAAAACUGGGAAAUACGCCAAUGACAAGAUCAUUGGCGUGCGGCAUGUGCAGUGCAUCCUGUGCUUCUUCUGCCUCACUUUGGCCUAUGCGUGGCGCGUCAAUCUCAGCGUGGCCCUUGUGGCUAUGACGCAGCCUCACCACUACAACAAUGGCAACAACAACAACAGCAACAACACGGACAUCAGCAAUCACAGCCUAAACAACACACUCCUUAGCAAUCACAGUCUCAGUCUCGACGACAGCGGUGAGCAGGAGGAUGUGGAUCAGGGUCCCGAUAUCUUUUCAGUGGAUUUCUACAACUUCACGGAAAAGGAGAAAUCCUAUAUGCUGAGCAGCUUCUUCUGGGGCUACAUCGUCACCCAAGUGCCCGGUGGUUACAUUGCCCAGCGCUAUGGCGCCAAGAUGCUGUUGCUCUCGGGUCUGGCUGCCUGCGGCAUUCUCACACUGUUGACACCACUCUCGGUUAAAUUGGGCGGCUGGCAGGCAAUGUGUGCGAUUCGUUUUCUCGAAGGAUUGACCCAAGGUGCAGUGCAUCCCGCGACGCAUUCGCUGCUCUCGAAGUGGGCGCCAGCCAACGAGCGCGGCAUGUUGGCGACCAUGUGCUACUCGGGUGCUCAGUUCGGCACUAUUCUGAUGAUGGCCACCAGUGGAUUCAUUGCCGACUCCUUUGCCGGCUGGCCAGCGAUCUUUUACUUUGGCGGCGCUUGCGGUGUCAUUUGGAUUGUCUGCUGGUGGGUCUUUGCGGCCAGCACACCCGAGGAGCACCGCACCAUUACGCGCGAGGAACUGAAGUUCAUUACGGAGAACCGCACUGUGGGCAAAAUGCAGGAUUCACACAAAAUGGCACCCACUCCAUGGAAGGCGAUCUUCACCUCGAUGCCAUUCAUGUCGCUGCUGAUCGUGCACUGCACCCAUAUGUGGGGCUUCUGGACGCUGUUGACACAGAUUCCCAGCUACAUGAUGCACAUUUACAACAUCGACAUCAAGUCGAGUGCGCUGCUCUCAUCACUGCCCUAUACCGUAAUGAUGGUGCUCAGUUUCUUCUUUGUGUGGCUGUCGAAGGUGCUGCAGAACAAGAAGUCACUGUCGUUGUCCUUCAAUCGCAAGUUCUUCAACACCGUCGGCCACUGGAUACCGAUGUGUUCUCUCAUCGCUCUUGGCUAUGUACCACGCGAGGAUGCUCCACUCGCUGUGGGACUCCUAACCCUGACCGUGGGCAUCAGUGCUGCCACCUACCUCGGCUUCCAGGUGAAUCACAUUGAUCUGUCGCCCAACUAUGCUGGCACCUUGAUGGGACUCACGAAUGGGGCUGCCAAUGUGAUGAGUGCUUUGGCUCCUUUGGCUGUCGGACAGAUUGUUAAGACUCCGGAAAAUGUCGAUGAAUGGCGAACGGUGUUCUUUUUGGCUGCCGCCUUCUACUUUGUGGGCAAUCUGCUGUUCGUUGUCUUUGGACGCACGGAGACGCAAUGGUGGGACUCACCUGAGGUGCUCGAUGCGGACACCAUGGAGGCCGGCGUGCCACUGAAUUCCAGUCCUACAGUCAAAAGAGCAACUGAGAAUGGCACACACUAAUCACAUCCCGAGCCCAAAAAACUAAAGACUCUCUCAUGCAUGUUGAUCAAUUUUUAUUGGAAAAUCCAAAAGGGGGAAAAAAGCAUGAUAUUGUCAUAUAGUUGUUGUUUCCUAAGCUAAGCUGUAGGUUUUAAGUGAUUAGUUUUGUAAGAAAAAGGACAAGAGCUGAAAUUGCCAUAAUGACGAUCGCGUGCUUCCAUUAGCGAUAUUAAAAAUCAACAUAUGAUAAUUGUUUAGUUCGUAGGCAAAGCAUAAAUUAUUAUUUGCAGUAUUUUUCCAUAAUGUACAUAAAAAAACAAACAACUAAAAGCAAAAAUCAACAUCUAAAUAUAUAAAACAUGUAUAUUAAUUGAAACCACUUGAGCAUAUGUAACGAAUAGCGCGGCUCUUGUAAUUGUUAUGUUUUAAACGGAAACUUAUAUCGUAACUUAGCUUAGGCAAUUCUAGUAAAAUUAGUUAAACAUUAGUAAUAAACAAAAAAACAACCAACUUGUGAUGUACGAAAAAAAAAACAAAAACAAAUAA